Messenger RNA from Bactrocera oleae (olive fruit fly), 2512 nucleotides. Its product is annotated as zinc finger protein 432. The record is from RefSeq and is a predicted model, not a curated record. Lineage: Eukaryota; Metazoa; Arthropoda; Insecta; Diptera; Tephritidae. Gene Ontology annotation, cellular component: nucleus. Gene Ontology annotation, biological process: regulation of transcription by RNA polymerase II. Gene Ontology annotation, molecular function: DNA-binding transcription factor activity, RNA polymerase II-specific; RNA polymerase II cis-regulatory region sequence-specific DNA binding; zinc ion binding.
GUUGGUUGUUGCAAAGUGAAAUGUUUAUUUUCUUGCUCUGCGUACUUAGUUGUCGCAUAUGAUGUGGCGGAUUGAAUCAUUUCAAAUGUUUUUACGUUUGCAAGAGUUAAUUAUGUUAAAUUAUGAAAAGAAUUUGUAUAUUGAAUGCAUCAGCAAUCGAAAUACACUUGCUAUUUAUUUAUUUACAUAAACUGAAUGACAACUGCUGCACCAAUCAACGCAUGGUUGCUUUCGAAAGAAAAACAUUUGUGAUAUGGCAACGCCCACAGUAUAGCAACGCCAAAUUAAGCACGCCAAUGAUUGGAAAUCUGUCAUUAUCUAUGACUGAACGAGUGCUUAAAUUAUUUCUGUAGUGUUUUCUUGAAAGAAAAUAAUAAUAUUUAAUUUAUAUACGAGAAACAGCACGUAUAAAUAGAAAAUAUAGGUCGUAUAUUGCUAUCAGAGGAUAUGCAAUCCGACGAAGUGGCAAUUUCUUCGUCCAUAACGUCGUUGGACUAUGUGGAUUUAUCAGACUACUGUCGUCUAUGUCUACAAGUUCCGGAGGAGUCUCAAUUACUGGACUUACAAUUAAUUUAUGAUGAAGAGGAACAGCUCAGCUAUUAUGAUUGCUUUAUCAUAUGUACGCAAAUUGAUUUGCACUCUGGUGGCAUUAAUGCACCACAUCAGCUAUGUAAAUCUUGUGGCUUAGAAUUGCAGGUGGCAUAUGAUUUUCACAAAAAAGUGCAAGAGUCCAAAAAGUUUUUAAAGCAAUUUCAAAAAUCACACAUUACUGAUGCAGAAACAUUGGAUACAUCAUUAACAAAAGAUGAGGCACCGCAACAUAUUGUUAUUGAAGAAGUGGUUCACAAAACAAGUGAUGACACACAACUACCAGUCCCAAUACAAUUAGAAAAUGAGUCAAUUGAAAAUGAAAUUGUCACUACGGAAGAGGAAAAUGUGGAGCAUUUGGAUGGGCAUAUAGAAUACGAAGUGCUGGAAGAGCACAUAGAAAUGGAAGAAUAUCAAACGGUUGAUGAGCUAAUGAAUGAUGACAAUGAAAAGGAUCAACGCACUGCUGUAAUAAAGCUUGAAGAGGAUUCCAUACAAUUUCCGACAGAUAUGUCCACCGAUGAAUCAGUAUCGGGACAUUACUUAACAGCAGCAAAAACAGACAUUCCACCCGUCCUCAUGACCUUGGCACCACCAUCUGAUGCCGAUGAUAUUAAUUUAGAAGAAUAUCUCUUUGAAAAUCCCGGAUCCUCCAAAGACGUAAAGUGUGAACCGAUCCGCCAAGAUAAGAAGACCUCAACAAAAUCCAAGAGUGCAUCCGGCAGACGAGGCCGAGCGCCCCUCAUACCUGGUGGUCCACCGUUUCAAUGCGAAUAUUGUGAUCAUAAAAGUCCCUCACGUUCACUUUUAGCAUCACAUCGACAUCGCAAGCAUCGUUUUAAUAAACCACCCAAUAAAUGUGCGGAGUGUGGCAAAGAGUUUGCAACCAAACAACAAUUGGAGCGUCAUCAACAGCGUGUUAGUUGUCAGUCUUAUCCCCUCUUCAAGUGUGAAUUUUGCGAAAAGACAUGUAUCGGUCGUGCAAACUAUCAUAUACAUUUACGUUUUCAUAAAAAAGUCUACCCAUUUGUGUGUCAUAUCUGCGCCAAACCAUUUAUGAUGGCGCAACAUCUUAACAAUCAUGUGAAAACGAAACAUGAGGGCCAACGUUUCAUCUGUGAAGAAGAAAAUUGUGGUAAAAUGUUUCAAACGGCGCAUGCGCUUAAAAACCAUGCUUACACGCAUGUCGAUCAGUUGCCCUAUCGCUGUGACUACUGUCAGCAAGAUUUUCCUACCAAGGGCAGGCUUCGCUGGCACAUAAGCAGAAUACACGGCAUAGAGCAUACGUUGGACGAGCUGGAUUGCAUGCUGGUGGCCAAAGAGAUUAAAUUGAAGGCAAAAUUGCAGCCAGCAUUGACGCCUGAGCCUGUGCCCAACGAACUGGGUGAAGUGCUUGAUGAGGCCGACCUGGAAGACUACUGAAGGCUGAAAUUCAGUUUUCCACUUUUUAGUUUCUGGUGAUAAAAAUAAUUAAUAAACGAGAAUAAGCUAAAAUUUAUAUUGUUUUUAAAAUAUUGAAAAUAGUGCACGAGACGCACGCAAAAAAACAAAGUUGCGAAAUAAACUUAAAAGCUGAAAUGUAACUUAAUAUUUAAUUUUUACCAAUUAAUAUUAGUUUUGUUUUAUAUAAUGGAGAUUGCACUAUUAUUUUAUAUAAAAUCUGGCUAUUGAAAAGUAUGUAUGCAUACGUAGUAAUGUCUAUAUAUGUACAUAUACAUAUAUAGCAUAUUAUAAUGAAACAGUGAUACAUUAUUUACCUUUUGCAAUUAGAAUUUAUCCAAAAAUAGACAAAUUUAUUUUCUAAGUAUCAAUUGUAUUUCAAUAUUUUACUUGUGUUUAAUAUUUAUUGUUUCCCAAUUUAUAAAAAUACAAAUAUAUUAAUAAUAAUAACAAUAUCAAAAAAAAAUGUCAAAUAUAUUACUUU